Protopolystoma xenopodis is the source of this 1527-nucleotide messenger RNA. The record is from the annotation of a GenBank genome assembly. NCBI's taxonomy places the organism in Eukaryota, Metazoa, Platyhelminthes, Monogenea, Polystomatidea, Polystomatidae.
AUGGUGGACGUAUACACCAGGCCCCAAGUUCAGUCGGCCUUUGAACUCCAUCACUCGGCUGACUCGUCUGACUGGACUGGGGAUCUGCUAGCACCAGACAACCAUGACAAUACUAGCCAUGGUUACUGCCGCAGCUGCUGCUGUCCCACGCUCGAGACGCAUCAUCAGAGUUCACCGCUUCCUCGAGAACAUUACCGAGCCACUGCAUUUCCUGAGGUUUUCAGUCCAGACUCAGUAAAAUCAUUUCAUUGGCAGUGCAUGACUCCUAGCAACAGUUGCACAGUACCGGUAUCGACCCCGAUCCCCACGAUGACAACCAAGGAUCAUACUUUCAGCAUGGUCACACAAUCCAGAGCUUCGGGAGACCAACAGACUUGCUGCCAGACGCAUGGUGGAGAAGAGCAUUUGAUGUAUAGAUCCAGCCAACCGACACCUGUGGCCUGGUUCCCAUGGGCUCAAGAAUUGACCCAUACUCCAUUAUGUCACCAACCCGGAUACGACAUCUGCUCUUUGGGGCAGAUGAUGUCUGAUACACGUUUUCUUCAAUGUAAUGAGAAUAUUGAAUCUCUUAACAUUAGAACUCAAUACGCUCUUGAAGGAUAUUCAAACCAAGCUGAAGAAGAAGUUGGAGAUGAAGAAGGAUGUGAGGAGGAAGAGGAUGAAGGGGAAGAGGAAGAUGAAGAAGAGGAAGAAGAAGAAGGAUUACAUGAAUCAGAGAAUUCGGAUGAAUCAGAUGAGGGAAGUGGCUAUGACAAGGAGGAUGAGGAUGAGGGAGGAAAGAAACAAGACGACAAAGUUAUUUCCAUGGGAAGUGGGCAAACAGUAGAGAAGUACAGAAGGGAUCCUGAAAAACAAAGUGCUAUGCACGUAUACUGUUCAUCUUACCUCUCUUCGUCUUGUCAUUCUUUAACCAGCUCCAUCAUUCCAACUCUUUUCAACCACCCAGAUUCGUACUACUGUUGUUCUUCAUUCGCUAACUUGGUUUCAACACUCCCCGGGUUUCCCUGUCACCAUCCUCCUCUUAGUUCACCCCCAAUUCACACAAAGGGUACCGAUGAACUACAAGAGAAGACCUUCUCUGUCAACCAUCCACAACUACCGUAUGAGUCGUCCAGCUUUUGCAUCACCGCCUCGUCGACGCAGCCUGGCAACCAAAUGGUGUCUUCCAUCGAGAGUCCAGGAUCACUCUAUUCCCUGGCCUCCGCAGCCGGGCCAUCAGAGGUGAAUCUAGACGCUGAUGAAGAAAGGAGCGUACAUUUACGGUACCGGCCGAACUCACCGCAAAGAUGCUGCGGGGAAAGGCAAGCAAAAAGGAAAACGGCUGUGGCACCGGCAACAAAAGUGGCUGAAUGUUCCGGCCAACUGGCCACGUCUAAGGAGGCUAGAACUCGCAAUGAAAUGGAACGUAAUGGCUUGGCCUGUGAGACUGCCGUUCGCGUCAUCGAGGCGGUGAAGUUGGCUAGUGGAGUAGAACCAGAUCCCACUUCUAAGUUCACCAUUGACCAAGUAAGUUCGGUGUUGUCAUGA